This is a messenger RNA of Xyrauchen texanus (razorback sucker), 2335 nucleotides long. RefSeq names its product POU class 2 homeobox 3 (gene pou2f3). Lineage: Eukaryota; Metazoa; Chordata; Actinopteri; Cypriniformes; Catostomidae. The transcript is spliced from 14 exons. Bases 139 to 1359 code for a protein of 406 amino acids. Gene Ontology annotation, biological process: regulation of transcription by RNA polymerase II. The record is from RefSeq and is a predicted model, not a curated record. Gene Ontology annotation, cellular component: nucleus. Gene Ontology annotation, molecular function: RNA polymerase II cis-regulatory region sequence-specific DNA binding; DNA-binding transcription factor activity, RNA polymerase II-specific.
CAACAACAUGAGGUCGAUUUCCGUGGAGCACUUCUACGGGCGCAAAGCCAAAAACGUGCCUCUGGUUUACUGAGUUUCUCAUUGAAGAUUUAAGAUAGAAAAGAACAAGGAAUAUAAUCUGGAAAGCAACAGCCGUGGAUGUUUUUCUGUUAUAAAGAUAUUAAGAUGAGCACAGACGCUGUUGAACAGACGGAAUCUCAGCAUGAACAAGCUGAUAUCGAACAAAACGGCAUUGACUUCUCCAGACAAAUAAAGACAGAGAACCUGAACGAUUCACCGCACUCUGGAUCAUCACACAAGACAUGCCACUUAACUCAGGGAUCACCAGUGCCCGGUGGGCAGCUUACUGGGGAGCUGUCCUCCCUGCACUCUCUGCCCCAGCUCGUCCUCAUGCCUGGAUCUCACUUGUCCUCCCCUUCAUCAUUUCUGCUCUCUCAGGCCCAAUCCGGACACCAAGCACUGCUGCAGCCCAAUCUGCUUUCCUUGCCACCUCAGUCUCAAACAGGACUCCUACCACACCAGCCCGGACUAGCACUCACUCCUCAGGUGAUGGGCAGGACCGGGCUGGCUGGCUCUUCUAUGGAUGGACAUCUGGACAUGUCCCACCUACAGGUCCCUAAACAUAUGGGUUCACAGCAGGACAAGCCCAGUGACCUGGAGGAACUGGAGCAGUUUGCUAAAGCCUUCAAACAGAGGCGCAUCAAACUAGGCUUUACUCAGGGUGACGUGGGUCUGGCAAUGGGAAAACUGUAUGGAAAUGACUUCAGUCAGACUACCAUCUCACGCUUUGAGGCACUCAACCUGAGUUUUAAAAACAUGUGCAAGCUCAAGCCCUUGCUGGAAAAGUGGCUGAGUGAUGCAGAGAACUCUCCAUCUGAUUCAAUGACCGGCCCCACCACCUUACCGCCGCUUAUGGAGGGUUAUGGGAGAAAGAGGAAAAAGAGAACAAGCAUCGAAACUAACAUCAAGCUUACACUAGAGAAACGCUUCUUAGAUAACUCGAAGCCAAACUCUGAAGAGAUCACACUCAUCUCAGAACAGCUGGGCAUGGAGAAGGAAGUGGUGCGGGUUUGGUUCUGCAACCGGAGACAGAAGGAGAAGAGGAUAUACUGUCCAGUCUCCACGUCACCUAUGAAGUCUCAUAACUACAACCCUCGCCUGCCUUCAACUUCCAGAUCAUUUAGUCCACUUGCUUCUGGAGGUGUGUCUUCAAGCUCCUCCCCCGGCAGCCCAGGUCGAGGCUCCUCCCCCAACACUCUGUCCACCACAUCCUGUCCACUGACAUCACAGGGGGUCAACCAGACUUUCAACUCCACAGGAUCCUGGUAUCGCUGGAACACCGCAUCAUACCACCACUGAGCAACGCCGAAGACUAAAGUCCUGAGGCAACAGUCUCUGACUUCAUAACUCACCAAACCAGAGAGUUCUCUGUAAUAGAAGGGGAAAAUAUAUUUUGAAUUGUUUACAACCUGCACUAAACGUGGAGGCAAAACACAGAGAACCACUGCUAAAGUUCAAAGGGCUUGUGAAUAGAGCUACAAUGUUUAUUACCAAAGGGAAAAAAGCACUAUGCAAUGGCACAUUGUUUAGAUAUGCAAUCUUACUACGAAGAAAAUUACUGCAUUAAUGCAGAACUUUUAAUGGGUUUUUUGCAUUCUGCUUUCAUAUGUGUGCCAAUAUUGUUGGAAAUGAAGGUUUAAAUCUGGCCAAUUGUAUUGAGAAUGAUGUGAAAACCUGCACACCAAAAAUAACCUUUUUAAGACCAUUGAUAUUUGUAUGCAUUGUUUACAUAUUGCUUUAUUAGAAACAUUUGUCAUUAUUAUUUUCAACAAUGCGUAAUGCGAUAAUUUUGUGAUGAAGGUGUAAAUGACUAUUUUAGAUACUAGUAUGCAGCAAUAUUCUUGUCAGUUCUUGGCCCUGGUCGAGGUCAAGACUGAAACAGCUGGCUGUAAUGUGUGCAGUCAUUUUGAAGCAACAUAUAGGAACCUUUUCUGGUAAAGUUAAACAGGCCUAUACAGUUUACAAUUUUUAGUAUAUAUUAAGCAAGCACCUAGUUUUGUGUUUGUAAACUUUUUUAAGGAUUUCAAGCAGGGACACAUUUUUGUAUAUGCCUGGCAUGGAAAAUUAGCAUUACACAAUUUAACAUUUCACAAUUUUUGCAACGUUGUCCAAAGCAUUUGAAGUUUCUUGAAUUUUUUGCUUUUAUUUCUAAUUACUAAUAUUAUCCAAAUAUUGUUUGUUUGUUUGUUCUUUGCUUUUUUUAAUGUGAAUAACACUGUUGUAUAUUUCAGAGCUGGAAAAUGUUUUUCACUGUUUGAUUGUUAUUAAAAAUGAG